Messenger RNA from Acipenser ruthenus (sterlet), 3488 nucleotides. Its product is annotated as protein numb homolog. The transcript is spliced from 12 exons. Gene Ontology annotation, molecular function: cadherin binding. The record is from RefSeq and is a predicted model, not a curated record. The coding region runs from base 377 to 2281 and encodes 634 amino acids. NCBI's taxonomy places the organism in Eukaryota, Metazoa, Chordata, Actinopteri, Acipenseriformes, Acipenseridae.
GGACCAAUGGCCGACCCCCGUUCUCAGGCUCCUUCAAUCGGAGGCAGCGAGAGGCGGGCCGUUGCUAGGGGCGAGGUUAGGUUGAACUUGCGCCUGGCAUUUAGUGCGUGAAAAAUUGCUGUUUUUUCCAGUGGAAUGUAAGUUAUUUGAUCUGUUUUUCAAAUUGUAAAAAAAGGAAACCUGUUUUUAAUUUAUUUUUACCAUCCCUCUGGGGCCAGAGCUGAAGUGAAGGUGCUCCCUGAAGCCUGGAUUGCACCAGAGUGAAUUGGCACGCGGUGUGUUUUGGUGCUGGCAGAUAAUUGAAUUGUAUUGCAGAGCCCUGGUGGAGCUUUUCCAUAUCCAUUAAUCCACAGAACGCAGAGGUCAGUGCUCCGCGAUGAACAAGCUACGGCAGAGCUUCCGCCGGAAGAAAGAGAUCUACGUGCCGGAGUCGAGCCGGCCGCACCAGUGGCAGACAGACGAGGAGGGCGUGCGCGGCAGGAAGUGCAGCUUCGCAGUUAAGUACCUGGGCCAUGUGGAAGUGGAUGAGUCCCGAGGAAUGCAUAUCUGUGAAGAUGCCGUGAAGAGACUGAAAACGGACAGGAAGUUCUUCAAAAGCUUCUUUGGAAAAGCUGGAAAGAAAGCAGUGAAGGCUGUCCUCUGGGUAUCGGCGGAUGGACUCAGGGUCGUUGAUGACAAAACAAAGGACCUGAUUUUGGACCAGACGAUAGAGAAGGUGUCUUUCUGUGCCCCAGACCGGAACUUUGACCGGGCCUUCUCGUACAUCUGCAGGGAUGGCACCACGCGCCGCUGGAUCUGUCACUGUUUCAUGGCUGUCAAGGACUCUGGGGAGCGUCUGAGCCAUGCGGUGGGCUGUGCCUUUGCCGCCUGCCUGGAGAAAAAGCAGAAGAGAGAGAAGGAGUGCGGGGUGACGGCUACCUUUGACGCCAACAGAACCACCUUCACCCGCGAGGGCUCCUUCAGGGUCACCACGGCAACGGAGCAGGCUGAGCGGGAGGAGAUCAUGAGGCAGAUUCAGGACGCCAAGAAAACUGAAGCGGAUGUAAAGACCCCCGCUCCACCAAGUACAAACACAACUACUGCUGCUGCUGUGGUGAACCCAACGGCUCCAACUCCCACCCAUCCCUCUCCCUCCUCGUCCCCCCCAGCCGCUGGCCUCCAGGACAACAACCCCCACGCCAUCCCUCGCCGCCAUGCCCCCAUGGAGGCCCUCGCUCGCCAGGGCUCCUUCCGAGGCUUCCCCGCCCUCGGCCAGAACACCUCCCCCUUCAAACGACAGCUCUCCCUGCGCAUGAACGAGCUGCCCUCCACUGUGCAGCGCAAGUCAGACUUUCCCAUCACGAACUCUGUCCCCGAGGUUGAGGGGGAAGCCGACAGUAUCAGCUCCCUGUGCUCCCAGAUCACCACUGCCUUCAGUGCCCACCCUGAGGACCCCUUCUCAUCAGCGCCCAUGUCUAAGCCUGCCUCCUCUCCACAGUCUCCCGCUGCUCAAGUUAAUGGUGCUGCCUCUGCCUUCCCCCUGCCUGUUGCUAACCCAGUCAGCACUGCCGCUGUGGUGGCGGCAGCAGCACCACCACCACUGCCUGCCCGCGACACAAACCCCUGGGCUCAGGGACCCAGUGCCACUACUAACCCAGGUGGAAAACAGCUGACUCACAGGAGGACCCCCUCAGAGGCAGACCGCUGGCUUGAAGAGGUAUCCAAGACGGUCCGAGCCCAACAGCAGCCAGGCAUACCCCCUGUCGGUAUGGCCAUGCCUCUGCCAGCACAGCCCUUUCCUAUCAACACCUUCAUGGCUCCACCGCCAGCAGCUGUGCCUAUGAUCCCCCCGAGACAGCAGCCUGCCUUCCUCCCUCCUCCCCAGGGCUAUUCUCUGGUGAAUGGGAUCCCGUACGGGCAGCCCAGCGUCCCUGUGGUGGGCAUCACCCCCUCCCAGAUGGUGGCAAAUGUCUUUGGCACUGCCACACACCCCCAGGUGAUCUCGCAGCCCUCUCCAGCUAACUUCCCCAAACAGAAUUCAUUCCCCCAGUACGAGGUGCAAUCCAACACAAGCCCCUUCUACAAACCAUCUCAGCAGCAGCCGCAACCGCCACCACAGCCCAAUGGAACCGUUGCCUUCAACGGAGCUGAAAGCUGGAGCCAGCCCUCCUCUGCUCAGCCCAUCGACCCCUUCGAGGCCCAGUGGGUGGCACUGGAGAGCAGGUCCAGGCAGCGCACCUCUCCCUCUCCCACAAACCCCUUCUCCACUGACCUACAGAAAACCUUUGAGAUCGAACUUUAAAAGGCAGGCAAGGGGUAGGAUGCCCUCUGCUGCAGAGUGAACUUGUAAACUGGACAGUCAUUUAAAAAAAUAUAAUAAAUAUAAUAAAAUCUAAAUACUGUAUCUACUGCAGGUGGAAAACGGGAAUGAAGAGCUGCUUGCUUUCGUUUUGUUUUCUUUUUUUGAAUUCCCAAAAGCAGCAUCCGAAACCUUUUUCCGACUAGACACUUGUGGAUGUGUCGCAGCGACACGGGGAUCGUGAAACUGAUCCUAGGGUGGGGUUGGUGGUGUUUUUAAAAGGACCCAUGAGUGCCCUGAAAAUGGUAUGAUCACCUCUCCAGUCCUUUCUUGUUAGUUACAGAGCCCCCUGCAGGCAGAGGUGGGAUACUAAAGCCCCCAUAUCUGAGAGGCCGCAGCACUGAACAGGACACUUGAGCUUCCAUGCUAUGUUUAGAGGUUUAAAAAAAAACAUGGGAGAGAAUGCCGAAAUCUUUAUUUUUAUGCAUUUAGUAUAUUUUAAAUAGUUGUGGAGUUAAACAGAGACGAGCUGUAAGUAAUCUUGCCAAAGGUGAGGACUAGCGAUGUGAAAUGUGUAUAUACAGAGAUUGAUUUAUCACUGAUUGUAUUGUAAAUGGGAGGGAGGGUAUUUUUGUUGUUGUCCCCUGAUUGGACACCAUGUAGUGUAAGUAGUUUUAAAUUGCAGCAACAAUCAUGACCAGUAAUCUAGCACCUAUGUAUUCUACUCGGAGAGCAGUAUUGUCACAAUGGAUUGAAUCCAGGAGCAGCAUUGUCUUUUAUUUUCACUUUGUUCUUUUUACUAUUUCCUUUGCCCCAGAGUCUAUUUUGUGUAGUCUUAAUGGCUUUUUAUGGCUUUUAACACUAUUGUCAAAUUGAAUGCUAUCUGUGUACAUUUUUGUUUUGUUUUUGUUUUUUCUACAAAAGGAUGUAUACAAAGAAGUUGCAAAUGAACAAAUGCAAUAGUAACUGUAAAGAUGGGUACAGAAUUAUCUGCAGCUACAAGCCCCAGAAUCUUCUGAAACCUCCAUUCACUUUAUUCCAUUUGGUUUAUAAAAUAUGAAAUGCAUUUAAAAUAACUUUAAAGUAAGGGCUCUGUGACACAUGCACACCCCUCCCUUUUCUCUUCAGUAUAAGCCUUACAAUUACUGUAAUCUGAAUCCUUCAACUUUUUUUUUCAACAGAUUGAAUAAAAGAUGGUGGCAGAAACAAA